AGUUUCCCCUGACAGCUUUGCGAGGGUUGUGCCAUUUCAAUUGAAGCACACAUCCACACGCUGCGCUCUUGGCUUCUGGCUCGCCUCCCAGAUCUGAGAGAUCUCAGAUUCAGCCUCCUCUCCUCUCUCUCUCUCUCUUGUCCCUGUAGUGUCAGGCUUCUCCAGGCUCUGCUAGUCAGGACUCCUGAGCGACCAUGGCAGACACCAGCCUCCAGAUCAUCGAGCAGCCAACAGCCUCUGAGGCCUCGGAGGAACCAGCCGGUGAGGAACCCAUCAAAUCGGAUCAAAUCAAUGGCGUUAUGGUGCUCACCCUUCUGGACAAGAUCAUUGGGGCUGUGGAUCAGAUUCAGCUGACCCAGAGUCAGCUGGAGGAGAGACAGCAAGAGAUGGAUGGCGUGGUGGCCAGCAUCCAAGGGGAGCUGGCCAAGCUCACCAAGGCCCACUCCACCACCAGCAAUACAGUCAACAAGAUGCUAGAGAAGGUUCGCAAGGUCAGCGUCAACGUGAAAACCGUCCGACAGAACCUGGAGAAACAAGGUGGGCAAAUCAAGAAGCUGGAAUCCAACGAGGCAGAGCUGCUGAAGCGGAGGAAUUUCAAAGUCAUGAUCUACCAGGAUGAAGUGAAGCUGCCAACCAAGCUGAGCAUUAGUAAGUCUGUGAAAGAGAUGGAGAAAGAAGGGGAAGAGGUUCCAGCAGACGAGGAGCACCCUGAUGAGGAACAUAUUGAGCUUUCCUCAGAUGAAGAGGUGGAGGUAGAGGAGAUUAUUGAGGAGUCACGGGCGGAACGCAUCAAGAGAAGUGGCAUGCGAAAGGUGGAUGACUUCAAGAAGGCCUUCUCCAAAGAGAAGAUGGAGAAGACGAAGCUGAGGACAAGGGAGAACUUGGAGAAGACCAAAGUGAAGACCAAAGAGAACCUGGAGAAGACCAAGCAGAAUCUGGAGAAGACCCGGCACAACCUGGAGAAGAGGAUGAACAAGUUGGGCACCAAAAUUGUCACCACUGAACGCAGGGAGAAGAUGAAAACCUCCCGGGAUAAACUGAAGAAGUCCUUCACCCCUGACCACGUGGUCUAUGCACGCUCCAAGACGGCUGUCUACAAAGUGCCCCCUUUCACCUUCCACGUCAAGAAGAUCCGGGAGGGUGAGGUGGAAGUGAAGGCCACUGAAAUGGUGGAGGUUGGUGGGGAUGAGACAGAGAAUGCAGAUCUGCUGAGGGGUGAGAGCCCUGAGAUGAGCACGCUGCUGCAGAUCACAGAAGAGUCGGACACGGUCCUGGCGGACAAGAGCGACAGUGAGUGAGGCAGGCGGCAGCAGAAGAGCGCCGAGAGCCGAACUUGGGACUUUUCACGUUUCCUCUUUUUGGCCUCACGUGGGCACGCCCGCGCGCACACACAUACGCACGAUAUAUAGCCCCUUUCCCAAAAAUGUAAUGCCAAGGUACAUUUUUGUAUAUUUCUGUUUCAGCCUAUAGAACACAGGACUUCAUAGCAAUCCAUCCAACACCAUUCCUGCUACCGAAAGCUAGCUUGCUUUGCCAGCCUGCUGUGGCCAUGCCUUACCCCUACCCAAAGGUGCUAUCGACAAAGUCAUCCAUUUGUACGCCCAAGAAACAUACUGCCUCUUAGAGGUUCUCCUUGGUGUCAGGAAGGCUUCCUGGGGACCAGAAAGCAGAUUGGACAGACAGAAGGAAGGAAGAACAAAGGCACAGAACCAAAGAAGGAAGGGUUUGGCUCAGCAGAUUACUGAACUUGCUGGGGGUGGGUGGGUGGAGAAGAGUUGGAACUGGCUGGGGAGGAACUGGGGAAGGAUGGGGUGAGAAGAGGAAGUGCUGUCAUGUGAUGGUGGAAGUGUGUGGGGUCUGUGAGCCCCCAAACAAUUUUCCAAGUGUUUAUUUAGACGCAGUCACACUCGAUGGGCCUUAUAUUUGUACACCUGAAAGACCAGUGGUAGCCACCGGGGGAGACUUCCAGGCGGGGGGCCUCGCAGCCACUUCUGCUCUUAGCUUUGCCUGUCUGUGAGCCGCCUUGCCACCCAGUGAGCUCUCGUGGCUCCAGUGGGCAGCACUAACGCCUUAGCUGGGGUGAGUGGUGGGCAAGCGUGCUAAGCUGAGAAAGAGGGAGAGACGGGGCAGGGAGCACGGUUUGGAGGGGCAGCCGUUGGCUACAAGCAGCAAAGCUGUGUCGAGAAGAACAGAGGAGGAAACACUUGUCCAAUCCGUGAGCAGUCUUGACACCCGUCCCUGGGCCGGAUCCUGAGCACUGCAGCUUGGGGUCGACCUCUGUGUUCCUGCCUUCUGGCUGAGUUGGCUUACAACAGCCCGAUUCCAGCUGGGAUGCCAAGGUUUGGGUGGUCCCCAGUUGGGUAACACUUGGGUUCCUGUAGCUAGGUUGGCUGAAGUGGCUACUUGGGGAGAGAAUGGAGCUGUGAGGAGGGAGUUCACUGACACAAGACAGCUUUGUUGUGGGAAAGGGGUUUCUCAGCAAACCACCCACCCAACACCACAUAGUAUACACCCAUGCUUCCCUACAGCUACCUCUGAGCCCCAUCACAUCUAGGUCAAACACGCAGCUCCCGUCGCUUCUCUGUCCUCACUCCGAUGUCGCUUCCUGAAAACAGGAAGUAAUUAGGCCCAUUUAGUCCGGUAGGAGAGAGCAGCAACCGGACUUUCUCUGGGAGUUUUUGCGGCACAACAAAGGCCAGAAGGGGCGGAAGACGCGUCACGUGAGAGGCAGACCACGUCCUGUGAGCAAUCCGUGAGAGCCCAGUAACGAGCGUGCAGUGAAACGCUCGUCGGAUGGAGCUUUCUGCCUUUUUCUUUUUGCAGUUUGUGGGUGAACCUGAAGCCUGGCCUCAGGUCUCCUUCCCAUGUAUUUAAUGUAUGCAGCUGUCCUCCCCUGCACAGUGGAGUGUACCUCCCACCGGGAUCCCCCCAGGCUCCUCUGGUAUCAAGGAAAGCAGGUCCACACGAGGCUCAGGCUCCACAGUGAAUUCUGCCAUAUUCUCUUGGCCAUUCCAUGCCCACAACUUGUAGCAAAGCUGCCUGCCUGAGCAACCCAGCCAAUGGCAUGGUCGAACUGCCCCCCCACCCACCCCCAGCAGGGAGAUGGGAGGCGGUGUAUGUGUAGGCAUGCUCUUACUUGACCAAGGAGGGUGCAAGUAAGGGGGGGCUGUCCCCACCACACUACCCUUUCCUCUGUGCCUUUCUGUUCUUAGUUAUUAUGGAUCUUGUGUCUAGGAGGAGAGGAGAGAGCUUAGGGUUCCAGAUACGCUAGGUGUUUUGGGCCAUCACACAUGGGGCAGAAACUGCCCACUCUGGGGACAACAAGUGUUAGGGGUGGGGAAGGAUGUGCCCAGCAGUUGCAUUGUUCCUUUUCUAAGACUGCAUCCUGGUGAGCAGCAUGACUAAUAAACUUUCUUUUCUAAAA
Elgaria multicarinata webbii is the source of this 3424-nucleotide messenger RNA. RefSeq names its product caveolae associated protein 1 (gene CAVIN1). Gene Ontology annotation, cellular component: caveola; cytoplasm. NCBI's taxonomy places the organism in Eukaryota, Metazoa, Chordata, Lepidosauria, Squamata, Anguidae. The transcript is spliced from 2 exons. The coding region runs from base 195 to 1298 and encodes 367 amino acids. The record is from RefSeq and is a predicted model, not a curated record. Gene Ontology annotation, molecular function: rRNA primary transcript binding. Gene Ontology annotation, biological process: termination of RNA polymerase I transcription; transcription initiation at RNA polymerase I promoter.